This is a messenger RNA of Siniperca chuatsi (mandarin fish), 3505 nucleotides long. Its product is annotated as cyclin-Y-like. The record is from RefSeq and is a predicted model, not a curated record. Gene Ontology annotation, cellular component: plasma membrane; cytoplasmic cyclin-dependent protein kinase holoenzyme complex. Gene Ontology annotation, molecular function: protein kinase binding; cyclin-dependent protein serine/threonine kinase activator activity. The transcript is spliced from 11 exons. Gene Ontology annotation, biological process: regulation of cyclin-dependent protein serine/threonine kinase activity; regulation of canonical Wnt signaling pathway. Lineage: Eukaryota; Metazoa; Chordata; Actinopteri; Centrarchiformes; Sinipercidae. The coding region runs from base 454 to 1491 and encodes 345 amino acids.
UCUGUGUUUUCUGCUCUCUCGUUUGUAACCACCCACUUGAACCGGAACCUUUCCCCGGGAUUUGCAGCCCUCCCUAUCGGUCUAUCGCCCUGCCAGCCAGCCACAACACCGACCCGCACACCGCCGUGCGCCCGUCGCCUCUCAUCUCUGCCCGGAGCGGGACGCGUCCUGUUUUACGAUGCCUGGGAUAGCGAUGGCAGGUCGGCCCGUUACAUACAUCGGCUACUACCGGUGGAAGUGACAUAGGCCUGUCUGUCCUCUUUGACAGCCUCUCCGUGGACACCGACGGUUGACAGGAUCCAUGAGCGCCGCUAUACGGAUUCACCCUAUGCGUUCUGGUGAUCUAUGGUGACCGGCUCGCCUCGGUGGGGUUGGUGACCCAUCGUUUCAAGCUCUUGUUUCAGCGGAAAGGAUUGUUAACACCCCCUACCCCAGGGUCGAUAAAGGGAAAAGAUGGGGAGCACGACCUCUUGCUGCGUGUCUGCCAGCCCCAAGCUCCGCAGAAAUGCCCACUCCAGGCUGGAGUCGUACCACCAGGAGUCGGAGCUGAGCAGGGAGGAGACGGGAUGCAACCUGCAGCACAUCAGCGACCGGGAGAACGUCGACGAGUUGAAUAUGGAGUACAAUCCAUCGGACCAUCCGCGGGCCAGCACCAUAUUCCUCAGCAAAUCCCAGAACGAUGAGAUGCCCUACAGGAAUGUGCGGGAAAAACAAAAAAGCCUCUUCAUCAGUAAUCAUGGAACGUCAAGGCGGAAAUACAGCUCCUGCUCCACCAUCUUCCUAGACGAUAACACAGUCAGCCAGCCCAACCUCAAAUACACCAUCAAAUGCGUAGCACUGGCGAUAUACUACCAUAUAAAAAACAGGGACACCAAUGGAGGAAUGCUGCUAGAUAUAUUUGAUGAGAAGCUUCAUCCUCUUUCAAAAUCCGACGUGCCGCUGGACUAUGACCAACAUGACCCAGAGCAGAAGCAGAUCUACCGGUUUGUCAGGAUGUUGUUCAGUGCCGCUCAGCUCACUUCUGAGUGUGCCAUCGUCACACUGGUCUACCUGGAGAGGCUCCUGACCUAUGCAGAGAUUGAUAUCUGUCCAGGUAACUGGAAGAGGAUCGUUCUGGGUGCUAUCCUGCUGGCCUCCAAGGUUUGGGAUGACCAGGCCGUCUGGAACAUUGACUACUGCCAGAUCCUCAAGGAUAUCACUGUGGAGGACAUGAAUGAGUUGGAGCGGCAGUUUCUGGAGCUGCUGCAGUUCAACAUCAACGUGCCGUCCAGUGUCUACGCCAAGUAUUACUUUGACCUGCGAUCGCUUUCAGAGUCCAACAAUCUCAGCUUCCCCCUGGAACCGCUCAGCAGAGAAAAGGCCCAAAAACUAGAGGCUAUUUCCAGGCUAUGUGAUGACAAGUACAAGGACGUACGGAGAGCUGCAAGGAAGCGCUCGGCCAGCAUGGACAAUCUGUGUGGGAUCAGAUGGGUUCCUGCAAUCCUCUCCUAACCACUAUUAAUCUGCCAUGUACUGAACACUGGCAUCAGGCUGCAGACACUGGCUGGAUGAGAAAACUCUAAAAACACACAUUAGUGGAAACAGACCAGCAUGGUCCAAAAACUUCAGUUUGGAUACCCAGAUAAUACCAACACAUGGAACAGAGAGUGAAACCUGAAAUCAACAUCUGGACCUCACACCUUCAAACUGGAGGGAAGAAAGUGAAGCCACGUCCGUAGUUUCUGGAGGUGAGGUGAAUGCCAGGGGGGUUUCUAACUUAACCUAAUGCCUUCACAGUGCCUCAACUAUUCUGUUCAUGAAAGAGAGAAGGGAGUUCCAGGUUGUUAUAUCAUCUGUGGAGAAAAAUCUAGCUUUGGACGAACCCAAAAAGUCCUGGACAAGACAACCGUGAAGACUUCUUAGGACACGGCAUUGUGAAGUUGUCUUAAUGUCGGCACUCUGUUCAGUUUUCCGGUUUUGUCCAGACUACUCUGUGUAUGGCUAAAUUGAAAGAUUUGACAUAACCUGCCUUUGAGAUGGCCCUGCAACUUCACAAUGAAGCAUAUUAUUUAUUUUACUUGAUUAUGUGAACUUAUGUGAAUAGUUGCAGCUGUCUGAACCCAUAGCACCUGCAGAGUUUCAAAAACAGUAGCGUAGCACUGGAAUUUCUACCGGUUAUUUAUUUCCUUUGACAGGUCUUAGAAUAAUAAAAGUGUCAGCAAAUUUUCUCCUUUGGAAAUCUUUAUAUUCAAGGUUUACAGUAUUUCUAGCGUACCUCUCAAUACUCAGGUAGUCCAUUUCAUCUUUUGAUUUAUUGUGAUCCUCCUCAUUUGCUUAUCCCAUUAAUUAUGACAAGUGACAAACAAAUUGCAGAUGGAAGGAGCUAGAAUUUAUAAACAAUUGUGACAACAUUCCCACAGAUAUCACGGAUACAUUCCUGUUUUGGGGACAUAAUAAUGGGCAUAAUCAAACAAUUACUACCACAUUUCUUUAGACUGUAUAACAUGCAAUAUAGACCAGAGCAUGUUUUCUCGAGGUUCUGAUUCAGUAUUCAUCAGAUUUUGGUUACAUCUCAACGUGACUUGGUCAAGAUGUGUUUGCAGUUUAAUUUUUAGAAGCCCCAUUGAAGCUUUGAGUAGAGUAAGCAGACCUCUCUGCUGACAUCUACUGGACAUUUGAGCAUAGCAGAAAACUCAUUUCAGGUUGUGGUGAUUCAAUGGGUCAGUAUAUUUAGCACCAAAAUAUACUGUUACUGUAAAACACAAACUUCAGCCUCAAACCAAAACAAUAAUCACAGCCAACAGUUGGGUGUACUGGUCUGACAAGGAGGCCACACAGCACUGCUUUGUUUUUAUUUAUUCAGUAUUAUAGAGCUACAUAACAAUACAUUACAUCUACAGUACAUUUGGAAAAUCAUAAAUAAAAAAGCUGUAACCCCAAUUGUCACAAGUAUGAUUUUCCAGUGAUCUGCUAUCUCUUUUGUGUCACCAACAACACCAAUGUGUCCUGUUGAUCUGUCCUUAAGAAAAGGUGUCCAUGGAAAAAAGCCAUGGUGUGUGUCCCAAAAUUCAGAAUGGUCCAGAUUAUUAAAAGAAUAGUAAUAAGCCACUAAGGGUGUGUUCAUUCACCACAAAGGUAUACUUUCAUUGCCUUUGAAACCCACAUUCAUUAUGUUUUUUCAAAUAAUUUCAGCACACUUGUAACUUUUCAAUAUGACGCUAAUUUUAUGAAGAUAAACGCUGACUGUUGAGCCAAGUCUUUAGAAGUGUUGAAACUGCUGACAAAUACAUUCUUUUGUAUUUCCAUUAUACAUUUGAUUUCAGUCUAAUUGCUACUGGCAAAUAACUGAUCAGGUUUUCACGUGUUUUUCUCAUUUGUCUGAAAACUAAAUCACUAAAAUAUAAUUAUUUUCCAAAUUAACUUUGUACAAUGUAUAAAGUAAAAAAAAAACAGACAGGUUAAUUGUGAAUUAUUUAAGGAUGUGUUGAUUUAUGUUUUUAAUAAAAGAAAAUGCUCUUGUCUAUAA